CAUACGUUGACGCAAACUGGGAAUUGAACCCUUGCCGCUCUAAUGGAAACCAUAGCAGUAUUUAGGCACGUUAUUCAACGACAGUAGUAGUAGACAGGGUAACAAUACUAUACACAAUAUUAUGAAAUUGAAAAAAACUGGUCUUUGAAUGACAAGCCAACAACAAAGAUAAUAAUAAUUAACACACAACAACAAUGACAACACAACAAUAGAUCUGCAAAAUGAAGUCCACAAAACGCUUCCUCAAUCUCGCCGCUAGUGCCAUGCGCCCGUGUCUGGGAACAGGGUCUGACCCGCGACCCCGAGGACAAAUUGUAGGUGUCAUUAUGCCUGUUAAACUCCCGCCAACUCCCGCCGCGAUUGCCGGGAGCCGCGUCCUCGCGUCCUUGUCCUAACGCUGUAAAAAAAAAUUAUUAUAAAAUAAUCUAAUAAAAUAAUAAUUGUCUAUGGUUGGACAAUUAAUGAACGCGAACUUUUUAUGCGUUCGUUUUUCAAAUUGUGAUGCUAAAAAUUUACUAUAUCGAUAUUAUUUUGUGUUAUGGAUUUUGUGAUUUAAAUAUUAUAAAAUGAAACGGUGAUUUUAAAUGUGAUCUUUUGUUGAUUUUGUUAUUUUGAAAUUAUAUUUAGAUAUAAAUGACCGUAAUCAAACGAGAUGGGUGUACGGGAAAGAAGAAGCAUAUUCAUAGCCGUUUUAUUGAUUUCAUAUGGAAUAGCUGAUAUUAAAACCAGCUUACCCGUAGAUUUAGCUGUAGAAGAAAAAGCUCCUCAAGUAACAACGAUAACGCCUACCGUAUCAACAUUACCUACCCCCACAACAGUUAACAUUUCUACCUCCACCUAUGCGACAGUUAUUCCACCAAUACCACCCAGCGACCGGGACCGGUUCCUCACAUUCGCUGAAUCUGGUCAUCACCAAACCUUCAUGUUCGCCAAAGACAACACCUUCAUACAGCUAGAUGGCGAUAUCAUCCAAAGGUUUCAAUUAAGAUUAUGCAGAGAAAUAUCGUUCAAGUUUCGAACACGACUCCCUCAUGGUCUUCUAGUGUAUCACAACGUUAAGAAUCCAGUUUUUAAAAUGCAGCCUUAUGCUUUGUACGUCAUCGUGGAGAAGGGCGAACUUAAAGUUGUCCACGUGUUUGGAAAACAUCUUACUUCUGUAACAGUGGGUAGAGCUUUGAACAGAGACCAGUGGCAUAGUGUAGUAGUUACUAUAGACGUCCAUGGAGCCAGGCUCAUAGCUAAAGUCGAUCAAUUAAAAGAAGAAGUUUACUUAAAGGGCUUGAGUUUUGAUACUAAUUACGGUAUAACGGAUAAUUUAACAUCAGUCAUUCUUAUUGGUGGUCUCAGUUCUGAAGAAAAACUACACGGUGUGAAAUACAUAAUAGAAUCAUUCGUCGGCUGCAUCAGUGAUAUGGUACUAAGUUCAGGCAAAGCGGCGUCAGAUCUCCUACCAAUCGUACCACUUAUUGCUACCAAACAUGAAAACGUUAAAGAAGGCUGUAUUAAUAAAUGUCGGACAAUGGAAAACCUUUGUUUUGAAGGUUCUAGAUGUAUUAAUGAGUAUAAUGGAUACAGAUGCGAUUGUUUUGGGACUUUAUAUGAAGAACAGUUAUGUGAUGUCUAUACCGCAACAAUACUUACUCUACGAGGUUCGAGCUACGUUUCUUAUCGCGUAUACGAUUGGAAGGAUCGCGUUCACUCCACUAGUACUAGAGUGAGCUUGCAUUUUAAGACUCGUUUCGACGAUUCCGCACUAUAUUAUGCGAGCGGACAAAUAGAUGACAAACACCAUUAUAUUGCUCUAUCGAUACACCAAGAAAGAGUCGCCAUACAAAUCGACUUGGGUGAUGGAGCCGUAGAAGAUUAUUUAGGAAAUAAAGUUAAUAAUAACCGAUGGCAUAACAUUACUGUGAUUUUACAAGAAAACACAGUAUAUGUAUAUCUAGAUGACAUCAGAGCAACUUACGAAGUGCCAGGUGAUGCUAAAUAUGUGUGUAUUGACCCUGAAAUUUAUAUAUGCGGUGGACCAGAUCUACACAAAAUGAAAGGUCUCAAAUCGUUCAACAACUUCGCGGGGAAUCUCAAGUAUGUUUACUAUAACGAUGUGUCUAUACUUUAUGAAUUGAAGCAAAAUAACCCUAAAGUCCACUACAUAGGUGUAUUGGAUCCUGAGUUCGAAGAGAUCGAUAUAGAAGUGAUACCUAUAACUUAUCCUUUCGCCACGUCUCAUAUAUGGUGGCCUUUGAAUCAGAGCAAUAGUAUCAAUUUGAUUUUCGACUUUAAAACCAGUAAGAAUAUGGCGGUUUUGGCUUACAGUCAGAUCACAUCGGGACAAGGCUACUGGGAGGUAAGAAUGGUAAAAGAGGAAAUAAGAUUCGAACUAGUACCGGAUGUUGGCAAGAAUGUAACAGUAUUGAAAUCGGUUAAGUUUAACGUAAGCAAUGACUGGCACAACGUCGAGUUAGAUUAUAGAAAAGGUCGGAUCAAAUUAACUGUGGACUAUCAUAAUAAACAUGCGCAAAUGUUUGGGCUUGACUUUCAGCUGCAGGACAAGAUAGUAAUUGGUAGUGGAUUAAAAUCAGCUAACUUGGGUCUGAUUGGUUGUAUGAGGAAUAUUAAAAUCAAUGGCCUUCUGAUCGAACCGAGGUUCGUCAUAAACACAGAACGAGUAGUGGGUGAAGUAGCAAUAGACGACUGUAGAUACGUGGACCCUUGUACAAGACCAAACACUUGUGAACACGGUGGAAUAUGCUCUAUUAGAGAGGAUAGAGUUAUAUGCAACUGUGAACAAACAGGUUACAUCGGUGAAAAUUGUCAUUUCGCAACCUUCAGGAAAACAUGUGAAGAGUUGGCACUUCUAGGGUACACGAGAAACGAUGUUUACCUCAUAGACAUUGAUGGCAACGGCAAGUUCCCACCAGCACACGUCAAAUGUGAAUUUCAGAUUGAAGCUGACUCCUCUACCACUGUUGUUGAGCAUAAUCUGCCCAGUCAAGUGGACGUCAGAUCUGCCCUUGGCCAGGACUUUAGCUUCAAGAUCAAGUAUCGCGAGUUCACAGCGGAAAUGCUACAGGAGUUGAUAUCGCAUUCGUUGUUUUGUCGCCAAUACAUGAAGUACGAUUGCAAUAUGGCGCCAUUGGAGUUACACAGUGCCACGUGGUUUAUAUCAUCUUCUAACAACACUGUGGAUUAUAUUGGAAAUGUCAAAAGAGGCUACUGUCCAUGUGGAGUAAAUACGACGUGUGUCAAUCCCACUCAGUCGUGUAACUGUGAUGCAAACGAGAACAAAUGGCUAUCGGAUGAGGGAACUUUGACAGAUCCCAGAAGUUUGGGAAUCACAGAGAUGUUCUUUUUACAACAGAAAGACUUGACUGAAGAAGCUCAGGGUCGAAUUACUUUGGGGCCGUUGGAAUGUGUUGAAACUAACACUCAACGCUACGUAGUAACGUUCACAACAUCUCAAUCGUAUAUCGAAGUGCCAGGUUGGCGUAAAGGCGAUAUUGCAUUCAGCUUUCGUACUACUGGGACCAGCGCUAUAUUGCUGUUUCAACCCCCUAUAAGACCUAAUUACCCUUCGUUUAUGGUUGCUUUGACGAGUGAACAUGAGCUCACAUUCAAUUUCACACUCAACACUGGAACUACAAGAAAAUUAGUGAUUAACUCCAAAAGGAAACUCAAUGGUGGCGAAUGGCACAAGAUUUGGAUAGACUACAACUUCUACCACGUACGUUUCAUGUUAAACACAGAAUAUCAGAUGCUGAAUCUCUUGCAAGAAGAGGAGUUCGGGCCAUUUGAAGGGUCUAUGUUUAUUGGAGGCGCUACCGCAGAACAUCUUAAAAAAUCCGCAGUGCACCAAGGUUUGAUCGGUUGUUUCCGCGGUCUAGUGGUGAAUGGUGAGAUCCUCGAUAUAUACAGUUACAUGUCGGUCCAUUUGUCGGAAAUCAUAAAGGACUGCAAGCCGUCGUGCGUGCCCAACCCUUGUCAGAAUAGAGCCACUUGUAAGGAGUUAUGGUCGACGUACGAGUGCAUCUGUAAGAACCCUUGGGCGCAUUUAGGAGUACAUUGUGAAGAAAAUAUCAAUGAAAAAGCACUAACAUUCCAAACCAAAGAGGCUUACCUAAAGAAAAACUAUCUAGUAGACAACGCGACAAACGCAGAAAAGAUGCGACUCAAGAAAAUGAUGACAGAAAACGUCCUAAUGAACCUAAGGACGUACGACGACAACGCAAUAGUGUUGUACGCGAACGACAAUCUCAACAACUUCAUUCACUUAUUCAUUCACAAUGGAACGGAAAUCAUUUAUCUGUUCAACAACGAAGAUGAGAUCGUACAAAUGAAUGUUACUUACGAGAAAAUCAACAAAGGGGAAAGUGUGCAGAUAGCAAUCAUAAGGACUGAGAACACGACCACUCUGCAUGUUAAUGAUAAGAACACAACGAUUAAUAAAGUUGCAAAGCUUCUGUCUAACUACACUAAUAAGCCGUGGGUGAACGCUGAUUUGGAGGUGAUCCGUCCGCAAAGACCUCCAGCUCCACCAACAGAUUACUUCCAAAUGAACCUCGGAGGCUACGACCCGUACUCCUUACAUUUAGCUCCCCGAGCCAUCCUUCUACCGCAAGGGGGAUACGUUGGAUGUGUGAGAGGGUUCAAAAUUGCUGAUCACGUGGUCGACUUAUCGAAGAAAGCUCAACAAAAUAUUGAACAAGAUCUAACGGGCGUGCUACCGGAAUGCAAUAUGAAAUGUGACUCAGAACCUUGCAAAAAUGGCGGAAUCUGCACAGAGGACUUCACAAACCAGGAGAGCAGUUGUGAUUGCGAACUGACCAGUUAUUUCGGCGAAUAUUGCAUGGAGGAAAAAGGGGCAGAUUUCAAUGGGGAAAGCAUUUUACAGAGGAAAUUUGUUUUAGCCGGGCCCGUGUUCAAAGUAAAAAUAAAUUUAGCGUUCUCCAGCAACGAUCUGCGUCAAAAAAAUACGGUGUUGUUACUAGUGCAAACGGAAAACAAACGUAGUUAUUAUUUACUGGUAGCAAUAACACAGGACGGAUACUUGAAAUUCGAAGAAGACAGAGAAGAAUCCGCUUACGGUGGUGAAGUUAAAAACAGAAACUUCCUAAACGGAGCACGCCACACAGUAUAUUAUACAAGGAUAGGACAAGAAGCAAUGUUACUAAUAGAUAGAAUAGAAGUUCCCUUAGAGAAGUUACCACCAGAAGGUCUAUGGGAGGUCUCUGAUGUGGGCUCUAAUGAAGUACAGAUCGGUGGACUAAACACAACAGAUCCUAGACUUAAAAUAUAUAAAGGAUAUAAUGGAUGUCUUUCUAAUAUAUUCGUUGAAAUAAAUGACUAUGAAAUGAAGCCGCUAGAAGAAUACAUGCUGUUCACUAGAUCUGACACAGAAAAAGUAAACGCCGUGAACGCUCAAGGAGUUCGAAGUGCACAAUGCUCUGCCGAUUUCGAUGAAGCAUGGCCUGAACACGAUCAACUAGGAGCUACACAUAACGGAAGCUUCCUCAUUAGUGUUGAUAAAACGUGGGUUGAGGAUCCGCCUUCACGAGUUCCAUACGACUCCAUGCAUUUACAAAUCGACACUGAAGAAGAAAACACCGACAAGUUUUUCAUCGCUCUAACGGUUAUAUUUCUUCUGGGUCUGUGCUACACUGGAUCCCAUAUGUGGCGGACACACAAAGCCUACAAAUUGAGACUAGAGAAAGAAACAGAUGAGAAUAUCAUGAGGAAUAAGGAGAAAGCCACCAAAUAUCAGGAACCAUCUGUAUCUUUAGUACAGCUCAAUAAAGAUGAAGAAGUUAAAGAAGAAGAUAAGAAACCGAAUGGAGUUGUCAUUGAUAUCGUACCAGCCAUCAUAAUAGAAGCAAACGAGGAUAAACCACCCAGUAGACGUGGGUCCCUGAGAUUUAGAGACAUGGUAGAUAAGGAUAUCGCAUGGGAACCAUUAGAAGAGAAAGAUGAAAUGCUAGAAAAUGAAGAAGAAGAAGACGAUAAAGAGAGUGAUUCGGACGAAGCAAGUGACUAUGAGAGUGAUACUGAUGUAGACAAUAAAAGUAAUGCUUUACCAAAUGGCAUAGAAAAUGAAGCAGAACCGAGUCCCCGGAAAAUAUCAACACACCAGCCUUAUAAAGUUGAAGAGGAAAAUACUAUAGAGUUGACGACUAAUGCAUGAUGAAAUAAAAUUUUAUAAAAUUUCAAACGUA
Messenger RNA from Bicyclus anynana (squinting bush brown), 6209 nucleotides. It is a transcript of the gene axo, whose product is annotated as axotactin. NCBI's taxonomy places the organism in Eukaryota, Metazoa, Arthropoda, Insecta, Lepidoptera, Nymphalidae. The record is from RefSeq and is a predicted model, not a curated record. The transcript has 30 exons. Gene Ontology annotation, molecular function: calcium ion binding. Bases 653 to 6178 code for a protein of 1841 amino acids.